AUGGCUGAUUCAAGUAACUUCGAGAAGCCGGGUAUCGCACUAGCUGGGGACGAUCGCUCAACAACGGAAGGCCAAGUCCAUGGGUGCGAUGAGGUUCACGCGAGCCUGAAAAGCGAGCGGAAAUAUGUGCGAAAGCUAGACCUGUGGCUUUUACCUUUCCUCAGCAUGAUGUACUUCUUCAACUCCAUCGAUCGAAGUAAUCUGGGUAAUGCCGAGACAGAUGGAAUGGGAAAGGACCUGCACUUUGUCGGGCAGGAGUACUCGUUGCUCGUCCUUCUCUUUUACAUACCGAAUGGUCUCUGCGACCUCCCCCUCAACAUGUUGACCGCGCGAUUUUCGGGAAAGAUCAUGCUUCCACUCCUCAUGACCGGCUGGGGGGCAAUGUCAAUGCUUCAAGCCGCCUGCACCAGCUUUGCCGGCAUAUUGGUUGUCCGGUUGAUUCUAGCUGCCCUUGAAGCCGGGUUCUUCGCCGGCGCCGUGUUCUAUCUCACGCUCUUCUACACCCGAGGCGAACUCGGCUUCCGUAUUGCCCUGUUCUUCGGCAGUGCGCUGCUGGCGGGGGCUUUCUCCGGGCUGUUAGCAUUUGGGGUAUUUCAAAUCAAGGAGUCACAUGUCAAAGGCUGGAUGUGGUUGUUUCUAAUUGAAGGUGGGAUGACUGUCAUCAUGGGAAUUGUUGCUUUCUUCUGGCUGCCAGCAUCACCCUCAACUGCGUGGUUUUUCACCGAGGAGGAGAAGACGAUGGCGGAGAUGCGGCAGCUGAGAGACGGCUCUCGGCAGGUUGGCGAAGAGUUUACGCUCAAAGAUUGCUUUAGCAGCUGGAAGAACCGCAUGUUCGCAGUGUGGUGCAUCAUCAGCUUCACCUAUCCGGUUGCGUUCGCGACAACAGCGAACUUCCUUCCCCUGAUCCUCAGACGGCUGGGUUAUAGCACGGUGAUCACAAAUCUCCUCACCGUUCCGCCAAAUGUGGUUGGGUUUUUGGCUCUCCUGGCCGUGACACGCAGCUCCGAUAGGAACCGCGAGCGUUCGUUCCAUAUCGUCGGCGCAUUGCUGCUUAGCCUGGCGGGACUCAUCAUUUUGGCGGCGGUCCCCUCAGACACUGACGCGGCACACAUCGGCGUGGCAUACUUCGCCUGCUUCCUGCUAUGCAGUGGCGCAUACAUCCCGAGUUGUCUUGUCCACAGUUGGCACAACAACAAUAACCUCAGCGAGACGUCGAGGGCAGCGACGACAGGCUUGUUGGUCGGCCUUGGAAAUUUGGGCGGUAUCCUGUCCGGGGCAACAUUCCGAACUAAUUACGCCCCUCGUUACAUCCCCACUCUGGGUGCAACAGCGGCUUGUAAUGUGGUCUGCAUUUGCUUUACCCUUGGAUUAGGCCUUUGGAUGCGCAGGGAGAAUGCAAGAAAAGACCGGGAGUGUGGGGCUGUGUUGAAGGCUGGUGACACUGACACGAGGGAUAUCGUAUUGGGAACUAGAGACACAAGGUGGAGGUACUUUGUAUGA
Diaporthe batatas is the source of this 1500-nucleotide messenger RNA. RefSeq lists its product as uncharacterized. The coding region runs from base 1 to 1500 and encodes 499 amino acids. Lineage: Eukaryota; Fungi; Ascomycota; Sordariomycetes; Diaporthales; Diaporthaceae. Gene Ontology annotation, cellular component: membrane. Gene Ontology annotation, molecular function: transmembrane transporter activity. The record is from RefSeq and is a predicted model, not a curated record. The transcript is spliced from 5 exons. Gene Ontology annotation, biological process: transmembrane transport.